AUGUCAGACAAUAAGAAUAGCAAUCAACCAUUGAAUAUUAAGAAGAAGCAAAAGCAAGAUUCUAAUAGACAAGAGUCACAAGAAAAAUUUGAAACCAGAAAAGUUGAUUCGAAUAACAAGAAUAAUCUCACUACUGUAACUGAAAGAAAGCAUUUCAAGCAAACCUCAACUGUUCCAUUGGUAGAGAAGGUUUCAAACUUGGCUUCACUGAUUGACCAAGCACCAAAGGCAAUUGACAAGAUUUUCCUUGUUAAAGGUGUAAUCUCUGAAAUAUUUGCAGAAGAAUAUGCUUACUACCUUUCUGAUAAUACUGCUACGGUUAGAUUAGUUUGCUCUGAGAAGAAUUCCAACAAGAGACUCAAGAUUGGUCAAAUGAUUCAAUUGAAAGUUAGAGUGUUUCGUUCCAGAAUGACACAAGUUGGAAAGUCAUUGAAAUUGUUGGAAAGAAGUCCAUUUAACUUUCUUAUUGAAUCAGAAGGUACUUUAGUUUACAUUAAGAAGGACCAAAAGUUUCUCGUUCAGGAAACUGAGCCAAUCGAAUAUGGUUCAUUGGACUAUUCCUUGAGAAAGCUUUCCAAAUCAAAAUUGCCUUUGAAUCAUGAAACCUUUGAUUGUAACGUUUUGAAAUUGUUACUUUCCUGUUUGAGUUUUGAGAGAAUUCAAGAAUUGGAGAGAAAAUUCAAAGAGUUCAAGGCCAAUCAAAUCCUAGCAGAAAUUCUCGAUUGUUUCGAAAAUGCUAAAAAGAUUCAACAAAUGGGAGAAGGAAAGAGCAUUGAUAAGUGUUACAAACUCUUUAGAUUGAAAUAUGCAAAUGUAGGAAAGAACAAAUCUCUCAAUAAUUUUGAUGGCAAAAAGGAAUUACCAGCUAUUAGAUUGGGAAGAUUGAAUGAUUAUGUGGUCAGAGAUCCAGGUCAGGAAUCAUUUGAAGAAUCUCAAGUUGAGCUACCUUUAUUCACUCACACAAAGGUUUGGAUCUUUGAGGAACUUUCCAAUGAGGACCAAGAAUUGUUGAGAAAGGGAUAUAGUGAUAUGUAUGGUGAAGCUAAAUUUGUUAAACUUGAUGAAUUGGCUCAAUACUUUGGAAAGAAGAAUGAAGAAAUUAUUAUCAAACAUUUGGCAAAUGACUUGUAA
Naegleria gruberi is the source of this 1131-nucleotide messenger RNA. RefSeq lists its product as uncharacterized. The record is from RefSeq and is a predicted model, not a curated record. Bases 1 to 1131 code for a protein of 376 amino acids. The transcript has a single exon. NCBI's taxonomy places the organism in Eukaryota, Heterolobosea, Eutetramitea, Acrasida, Naegleriidae.